Molecule: messenger RNA, 1703 nt
Organism: Cucumis sativus (cucumber)
Lineage: Eukaryota; Viridiplantae; Streptophyta; Magnoliopsida; Cucurbitales; Cucurbitaceae
Exons: 12
Coding region: 395-1486 (363 amino acids)
Cellular component (GO): SAGA complex
Source: RefSeq, a predicted model, not a curated record
UUUUCUUCUCUUUGCGCGGCGACACAGAAAACACUCUCUUCCGGUUCAAAUAUUUUCAGAUAAGAAAACCAAAAGGAGAGAGAUCAGAUAGACAAAAGAGAGACGAGAGAGAGAAGAAAAAAAAGAAGAAGAAGAAGAAAAAAAAUUCCCGCUCUCUCUCUCUCUCUGUAUUGCUUCCUCCAUAGGGUUUCCUCUUUCCCACUUUCUCUGUUUUUCUCAUCUUCUUCAUGCCAUUUCCCCAUUUCUCCCGCAUUUCUCUCUAAUUUCUCUAAAUUCGUUUCCCCACUUCAUUCCAAUUUCUCCGCCUUCUCACCGGUUUCAUCCGCCUGGAUGAUUGUGCGGUGUAGAACUAGAACCUCUUCCUUCCCGUACAUAAUACAUUUGUUUAGUCUCAAUGGUAUUCUCUGUUGGAAAUGGGAGAAUGGCUGUGAUGACAAGGCUUCUGGCUGCUGGGAGUUUCUCUCGAACUAUUGCAGGUAAAUCUAGAGAGGAAGUUGGUCAUCAGAAAUUUGCUUCUGAAUUUAUCUGCAGAGAACUUCGUGAUGCAGAUGAAGCAAAUUUAAUUGAUGAAGAAGAUAUGCACGUUUUUGGUUUGAAGCCUAUGGUUGAUCCACUGAACUUGGUUUGCUGCAAUAUUUGUAAGAAGCCAGUAAAGGCCAGCCAAUAUAUCAUUCAUUCAGAGCUUUGUAGGUCUCUAGGUUUCAGACAAGGAACUAUUAUGGACCUUGAUGGUGGGAUGGGCCAUAGAAAACACUCAAGGAAGGAGAAGAAAAAGUUACUAUCUACUGAUGCUAUCCCAGAUAUAUCAGCUGUUGUGGAGAAAGAAGGGGCUGAAUCAACGUGUGUUGACUUUUCUGCUGCACCAGCAUUGCCAAUUAAUAACCAAUUUGAAAUGAUCAAGUUGACAAAAAGAAAUUUAACUUGUAAUGUGGCGCCUAUACUGGAUGAUGAUACAGGAGCCUGUUCUGGUGUAGAUGCAGCUAGUCUGAUCCAUCCUUCGACAAAGCGGUCCAAAUUGAUAACUGGUGAAGGGCUGUUAUUGGCAUCUGAUUUAGAACCAUCGUCAGCUAAAACAAAAAUUAGAACAGAUGUUCCGUUUCCCCUUGCAAGUAAAAUAUAUUACUCUCAAAGAAACAAUCGUCUGCGCUCGUCUCUUGGCUAUCUUUACUGGGAGGCCGUUGCUUCUAGCAAGGAAAUUUGUAAUAUAAUGGAUCAGCACAUGACUACGGAAAAUAUAAAACUAUUUCACAGUACUUCCGAGGAGGAGUCUCAAGAACAAACAAGUGACGUUAUUGGAAAGAAGAUGGAUAAUCAGUCAUUAACCUCUGCAUGGAAAUCUGACCAUAAUCUGGCCGUAUUCUCAUCUGGGAAAUGUCUGCCUGCUGGUGGUGCCUCAAAUAAGUUUGUUAUUGGCAGCAGUGUUGCAUGGCCGCAGAUUGCUCCAGUUGAACUGGCACAAAAGAAGACUAUCUACCUGGAAGGCUAGACCUAACUAUUUUGAAGGUAAUUCAGGAAAACCACUGGAGACUAGACAACAGCCAAGCGGAAAUAUUCCUGUUGUAUAGAAAGUCUUGGUGGCACUUUUUUGUAGGCACAGUGGUACAUGUAAUUAAUCCUAAAACUUGAGGUCAGGAGCAAGACUCUGUAUUUUGAUAUUGGCAAUGAAAAUCAUUUAAAAUUGUUCAUUCUCUCUUUGUAUUUAA